This is a messenger RNA of Drosophila melanogaster (fruit fly), 6315 nucleotides long. RefSeq names its product strawberry notch (gene sno). The transcript is spliced from 13 exons. Gene Ontology annotation, cellular component: nucleus. NCBI's taxonomy places the organism in Eukaryota, Metazoa, Arthropoda, Insecta, Diptera, Drosophilidae. The record is from RefSeq and is marked reviewed. Bases 573 to 5534 code for a protein of 1653 amino acids. Gene Ontology annotation, biological process: positive regulation of signal transduction; regulation of DNA-templated transcription.
GUUGGCAUCUCGUUAGUUGCGAUAGUUGGCAUGUUACGUGUGUUUUCGGCUUCGUCGCUUCAUUCUCGUCUCGUUCUCGUUUCCUUCCUCCUUUAUUCCGAUUCCUCGUUUUGCGUGUAUUGCGCGGUACAACGCAUACGAACAAAUUUAUCCGAAGCGAAAUACCGCGUGCAGCAACAAAAGAAAAACACACUCAACAACAACAACACACACGCAUGCACACACGCAUGCAGUCAUUAUCGCAACACCAAUAACAACAGGAAGAACAACAACAACAAAAACAUUUCUAACGCGCUGAAAAUUGCGGAGUCCAGCCUUUUAUAUUUGCUGCAUUUGCUAUCUAACUUGCCGCACAAUUGUUCUGUUCCGUUGACAGCAUCAAAAACGCAUUGUUAAAAAGAAAUUAAUAUAUAAAUUUUAAACAAAACACAAAAAAAAACCAAGAAAAGAACGAAAAACGCGUGGGUGCGCGGUCUGUUGAUUUUUUUUUUGUGGUUAACAACAACAACAAGAACCAUCGGAGGGACGAACAUCAAGAACAACCACCGUUAGCAGUAAGCAGGAGAAUCAAAAUGACAUCGAAAAAACGAAAAACACUGUUGGAUGCCGAUGACGACAAUGACAAUUUUGAUGAAGACGAUUCGGGCUCCGAUUUCGACGAUGACGAGGAUCCAGAUCAAAUAGAAGUGCCCGGUGGAGGUCGCGAUUUGAACACAGCCGUUACGUACGCCCAAAAUAUCCGUAGCGGAGUGGGCGUGGCGCCCAAAGGCGGUAUACCCAUACCCAUAAGUGGGGCGAAAAUUGUUGUUGGCAAUAAUAAAAUCAAGCCAAUAUCGUUGUUGCGCAUUAACAACAAUAACAACAAUAUAGUCACCAGUGUUAACAAUAGAAACAACAACAAUAUCAUCAGCACCAACGGCAGCAGCAAUAACAACAACAAUAGCAUCAACAACAACAGCCAGAUAAUAAAAACAACAACAGUAACAACAACACCAACCACUGUGGGUGCUACGCCAACAGUUGGAGGCGUGGCACUGGGCGGAAAGCUAACAGUGAUACCGAUAGCAGGGAGAAACGUAGCCCUAGAUAAUAAUUUAAGCAAUAUGCCAAAGAAACUGAAUAACAUGGUAACGGCCAUGGGCAGUCCAGCGGCCAGGAGCAGCGGCAAUGCUGGGACGACUGGUUCGUCCCAGGGUGGUGCCAUCGGCUCCACCAGCAGCUACUUGAACAGCCUGACCACCAACGAACUGAUGAACCUGGCCGCCUAUGUGGCCGCCAAGGGCAGCAACGCCCCACCGCCACCGCCGCCGUCCACAGCCGCCAAUUCGGUGAGGCAUUCACCAACAGGCGGCAUUCCCAAUCCCGGUGGCAAUUUCUUUGGCGGAUCGGCGGCGGCGUCCACUUCAGCCUCUGCUGCUAAUUUUAAUAUGGCCGCGUCUUUAUUGGCGCAGAUGAGUUAUGCAGGCGGAGCUUCCCAAAUUCGCGCCUUAAAGGUAGCCGGAAAUAUUGGCGGAGUCGGGAAUAAUCAGAAGCCGCCACCAAUAGCCACAACUCCCGGAAGCGGAGGACCGGCUGGCGGAGCACCUGGUAGCGGAGUGAAGGGGAACAACUCAAUGAUGGAGGCCGUACAGAAACUGAUAGCAAUGAAUCCGGAAUACCUAACCAGUGGCAUACCGAAUACCGUAUUCCAGAUGUUUAUGCAAUCAAUGCAACGUCCACAGGCAACUCCGUCGCCGAAUCAGCCAAUGAAUCCCGGCGCAAUGGUGACCAGUGCAGCUGCAGCGGCUGCCCACGCCUCAGCGGUUGCCUAUGUCCAGCAGGAGGAGGAUGAGGUCGACUACGAGGAGAUGGGCGUAGCCGAGACAUAUGCCGACUACUGGCCUGCGAAAUUGAAACUUGGAAAGAAACAUCCGGAUGCCGUUGUGGAGACAGCAUCGCUUAGCUCCGUUGAGCCCUGUGAUGUCUACUACAAGCUGUCUCUGCCACUCGAAACAAUCAAUAGCGGCCAUUUGAGCGCCCUGCAAUUGGAGUCCAUUACGUACGCAUCCCAGGCGCACGAUCAUCUGCUUCCGGACGGCAGUCGGGCUGGAUUCCUUAUCGGAGACGGCGCUGGUGUGGGCAAGGGUCGCACAAUCGCCGGCAUCAUUUACGAGAACUAUUUGAAGGGUCGCAAGAAGGCGCUAUGGAUAUCCGUGUCCAACGAUCUCAAGUACGAUGCCGAGCGGGAUCUCAGCGAUAUUGGGGCAACGCGUAUCGAGGUCCAUGCCCUCAACAAGUUUAAAUACGCCAAAAUCAGCUCCGAUGUGAAUAACAAUUGCAAGCGUGGCGUAAUCUUCAGCACAUAUUCCGCUUUGAUAGGCGAGUCCAAUAACAAGACGGGCAAGUACCGAUCCCGCUUCCGUCAGCUUCUGCAAUGGUGUGGUGAGGAUUUCGAGGGCCUCAUCAUCUUCGACGAGUGUCACAAGGCGAAAAAUCUGUGUCCCGUGGGUUCUGGCAAACCAACGAAGACGGGCCAGACCGUUCUGGAGCUGCAGCAGAAAUUGCCCAAGGCCCGAGUGGUCUAUGCAUCCGCAACGGGUGCCUCUGAGCCCAAGAAUAUGGCUUAUAUGGUUCGUCUGGGUCUCUGGGGUCAGGGAACGGCCUUUGGCAACUUUAACGACUUUAUCACCGCCGUGGAGAGACGCGGUGUGGGCGCCAUGGAGAUCGUAGCCAUGGACAUGAAGCUGCGUGGCAUGUACAUCGCUCGCCAGCUAAGUUUCAAGGGCGUGAGCUUCAAAAUCGAGGAGGUUCCACUCUCCAAGGAGUUUCGCAAGAUCUACGAUCAGUCCGUUGAGCUCUGGGUGGAGGCCAUGCAAAAGUUCACCGAGGCGGCCGAACUGAUCGAUGCCGAGAGCCGAAUGAAGAAGACGAUGUGGGGUCAGUUCUGGUCCUCGCAUCAGCGCUUUUUCAAGUACCUUUGCAUUGCUGCCAAGGUCAACCAUGCGGUGCUGGUCGCCCGCGAGUCUAUAAAAUACGGAAAGUGUGUCGUCAUCGGUCUGCAGUCGACCGGCGAGGCUCGAACUCUAGAUCAGUUGGAACGCGACGAUGGCGAACUCACCGACUUUGUAUCUACGGCUAAAGGUGUCUUUCAGUCGUUUGUGGAGCGCCACUUUCCGGCACCCGAUCGUAAUCGCAUCAACCGCAUCCUGGGUCUCUACGAUGAGACACCUUCCUUGUCAUCCGUUGCCGAUUCCACGUCUAGCUUGAGUAACAAUAGUAAUAUCACCACAGCGGCUGGCAAAAGGAAGGGAAGUAAUAACAAUGAUAACCGAUCCACAAAGAUCAAAAAGAAGAAGCGCAGUGGAUCUUGGGAAUGUAGCGACAGCGAGGAUGAGAAUACGGAUAUGAAACGCAAUCGAAAACGGGAUGGAGGCAACUCCAACAGCGAUAGCGACGAGGCAAAUAGUGAUGACGACCUUAAGAGUGAUAUAGAUGAUGAAGAUGAGGAUCAUGAUGUGGACAGCGACCAGAGAAGCGUGGCUAGCGAUGCUAGUUCCGAUUUUAAUCCCUUCUUCAGCGGCAGCGAUAGCGAUAUUGACCCCUGGGUGAAUGCUCGCAGCAAGAAGUCAAAGAAGGCCCAGAAGAAAAGCAAGAAAAAGGUGAAGAAGGAGAAGACCAAAAAGGAAAUCACCACCUCAUCAGCAACCGAUCCCAGUGGCAGUACGGCAAUGUCCGCCACUGUUGUUGCUGCUCUGAAUGCGGUCAAGAAUCGGAAAUCCCAGCUCUCCACACAGGACAAGAUUCAGGAUCUUCUGCAAAAGAAACAAGAGCUGAAAGGCACUGUCACGCCGGUGGGUGUGAAUGGUGUUAAACUAAACUAUGGUCCUCCGCCCAAAGAUGCAAUUGAACGCGCUUGCACGAUGAAAGAGGAGCUGCUGCGCAAGAUCGAGCGACUGGGGGCCCGACUGCCACCAAAUACGCUGGACCAAUUGAUCGACGAACUGGGUGGUCCCGAUAACGUGGCCGAAAUGACUGGUCGAAGGGGUCGCGUUGUACAAACUGAUGAUGGUAGCAUUCAAUACGAGUCCAGAACCGAAUCGGAUGUCCCACUGGAAACGCUUAACAUUACGGAGAAGCAGCGCUUCAUGGACGGCGAGAAGGAUGUGGCAAUCAUUUCGGAAGCGGCGUCCAGUGGUAUUUCGCUUCAGAGUGAUCGGCGGGUCUUCAAUCAGCGCCGACGUGUCCACAUAACAUUGGAGUUGCCCUGGUCCGCCGACAGAGCCAUCCAGCAGUUUGGGCGUACCCACCGAUCCAAUCAGGUUAAUGCGCCCGAGUACAUCUUCCUCAUCUCAGAUUUGGCUGGUGAAAGACGUUUCGCUUCUACCGUUGCCAAGCGUUUGGAAUCGCUAGGAGCGCUCACCCACGGCGAUCGCAGGGCUACGGAGACUCGGGAUCUCUCCCAGUUUAACAUAGACAACAAAUAUGGUCGACAAGCCCUGGAAACUGUGAUGCGUACCAUAAUGGGCUACGAGUCACCGCUGGUGCCGCCGCCUACGGACUACAGUGGCGAGUUCUUUAAGGACAUCGCUGGAGCCUUGGUCGGUGUGGGCAUUAUCGUGAAUAGCGAAAGUCAUCCGGGUGUGCUAAGUCUCGACAAGGACUACAACAACAUAUCAAAGUUUCUCAACCGUAUUCUCGGCUGUCCAGUGGAUCUGCAGAAUCGUUUAUUUAAGUAUUUUACGGACACCAUGACAGCAAUCAUUCAGCAGGCAAAGCGCGGCGGUCGCUUCGAUUUGGGCAUUUUGGAUCUUGGAGCUGCCGGUGAGAAUGUCACCCGCGUCCGACUUAUUCGGUUCGUGCGCAAACAUGCCACCGGAGUGGCACCCACAGAGAUGCACACGGUUCGAGUGGAAAGAGGCAUGAUAUGGCAAGAAGCCAUUGACAAAUAUGCCGAUCUGUUCAACGAGAACGAGGGCUUCUAUCUGUCCCACCAGCUACGCAACCAGAAGCGAACCGCCAUUAUGGUGGUGAUUCUAGAGUCACGCAACAGCAGCUCGACGAGCAGUACCACCGAUUUGGACAGCGGUAGCAAGAAAAAGAAAACUCACAGCAAAAAGGAGAUCAUGUGUCAGAUAUACCGACCAAACACUGGUCUUCAGGUUCGCCACGAAUCGCUUUUUGAGCUUGAGAAGAAGUAUCGCAAGGUGGCCAGCGAGGAGGCUGAGCCGCACUGGACGGAACAGUAUGAUGCCUCGGUUAACACCUGUUCGCACGCAUACUGGAACGGCAACUGUAGAAAUGUUAGCCUGGGGAACGACUGUGAGGUGGGCUUGCGUCAACGUUUGUACCACGUUCUGGCUGGAUCCGUGCUCUCCGUUUGGGGACGCGUGGAGCACAUACUGAAUACACGUUCCAAUAGCAAGAUGCAAGUGAUACGCAUGAAGACCACCGAGGGGGAGAAGAUUGUGGGCACCUUAAUACCCAAGUCCUGCUUCGAGCCAUUGGUGGCCGAUUUGCGCAGUGAUUCGGAGAAGCAGGAGGAGUUUAACUACUAAUUUUGUAAAGAUUACCAGUACCAGUACCAGAUUUCGUUAUUUUUUUUUCAAUUUUGAGACCGCUUUUUCCCACGUAUCUUCCAAACCGAGGCCAAGCAAAAUUUGAAUCCACAGCUAACUAAGCAUGUGCAGCAGGCUUCAACCUAUUAUAUAAAUAUAUACAUACUAUAAAUAUAUAUACACACUAUUAUAAUUACAUACCGUAUGUGUAAAAGUGCAUGAAUUAUGGCUCCUGGACAAAAGAAAAUGCUUAAGAAACGAACCUUUUUUUUUCUUAUUUUUAAAUAGACUUAAUCGUGUACAACCAUAAACCCAUCCAUCAGACUUUGGCUCGUUAUAGUUCAUAGAAACACCACACUCACAUACUGACACACGCGCAACGUACAGAUGAUAUGAUGACAUAUAGAGAACGAAAUGUAAACGCUUAUAAAUGGACUUUUCUCAAUGAUUUAAUGAUUAAUUUAUUUUUAUUAUUAUUAUUAUUAUUAUUAUUAUUAUUACGAUUAUUAUUAUUACUAUAUAUAUAAAUACGUUUUUAAUUGUUUUUAAUGUAACAAUUUUAAGGCUGCAGCGCGGCGCAGCAAACCCCCCAAGAUAAGGCAUUUUUUUUAAUCAAACAAACUUUGUAAUUAGGUAUUUACGUGUAAUGUAAGUUUAACCAACAGACAUUGAGAGGCAUCUGAAUAUAAGUUAAGAAAAUCGCGUUAAAUAUUCGCUGAAAAAUCAUGUGAAUUGUGCACGCGUACGUACAGUUAAUAAAUAUAAAUGUGCGGAUUGAAUG